AUGCUCUCAUCUCACAAUAACGCGUUGAAGAUGGCUGCUGAAAUAACGGAUCCAUUUGAUCUGCCUGGUCCAUCAGAAAGACCUGGUCUUCGCGAUAUGGAUGCCUCAAUGCGCUGUACCAUCUGCCAGGAAUUCUAUGAUGCACCAGUGACCCUAUCCUGUGGACACUGCUUCUGCUCUCUGUGCAUCCGUAACUCGUUAGCAGAGAAGCCAGAGUGCCCUCAAUGUCGCAAGUCGAGCAGUGACGUCCACUUCCGACCAAACCCAACUGUAGAACAGGCUGUUGAAGCUUGGAAAGCCGCAAGGCCGUGUAUACUUAAGCUCCUAAAAGAAACGGCAGAUUUGUUGAGCCGCGCCAAUGCGGCCCCCGUCGAAGCACGUAGCUCAAAGCCCGUCAAAAAGCGUAAACGUACCCAAAGCGUGGAUUCCGUGGCAAGCAUAGAGCUGGUGGAGCCACAAACGGCUAUCAAGUCAUCUGAGGGGGAGAGCGUUCGAGAAGGUGCGUCAGACUCUCUCUCUUCAUCUCAACUCAAUCCAUUGACGACAUACGUAGCUGUAGGUUGUCCAAUAUGUAAUAAACAAGUUCUCUACUGUAACAUCAAUACCCACAUGGAUAGCGGCUGCUCUAAGCAUGUCGUAUCUCGGCGUUCUAGCCAAACUACUCAAGCUACUCGAUGGCAAGGGAUAUUCACUGGGGAUAACAAUUCCAAAGGAAAGCAAAAAUCAAGCGGCAGCGAGGACUCUGACGCACCUCUGCCCAAACUAGCGUAUGGCACCAUGAAGGAGAAGGCAAUUCGCGAACGUCUAGUUGAACACGGCUUAAGCACUCAUGGGGACAAGGCGGCUCUUGUAGCUCGGCACAGGCAAUGGGUUAUGAUGUAUAAUGCCAACCUUGAUAAGUCAGAGAAGAAUAGAAAACCGUUGAAAGAAUUGCGUAAAGAACUCAAGACCUGGGAGGAUGGUAGCAAAUCGAAGAAAGUUAUUGUUGAAGACACUGUCGCUCACGAGGUGCAUAGUUUGCCUGGUCAUAUCUCGUGUCCUCAUUUUUCAUUGAUACAGAGGAAGUACCGAAGCGAGUUCACGGAUCUUGUAGAGAAAGCGAAGGCCUCUUCCAGUGCUCACAAGCCCCCAAGCGUUCCGAUAUCAUCGCCACCAUUAGAGACCACGUCGGAUGACGCUGAUGUAGUCCCUGACUCAGAAGACGAAGCACCUAAGUAG
This is a messenger RNA of Pleurotus ostreatus (oyster mushroom), 1218 nucleotides long. It is a transcript of the gene RAD18, whose product is annotated as E3 ubiquitin-protein ligase rad18. The coding region runs from base 1 to 1218 and encodes 405 amino acids. The record is from RefSeq and is a predicted model, not a curated record. NCBI's taxonomy places the organism in Eukaryota, Fungi, Basidiomycota, Agaricomycetes, Agaricales, Pleurotaceae. Gene Ontology annotation, cellular component: nucleus; Rad6-Rad18 complex. Gene Ontology annotation, molecular function: single-stranded DNA binding; ubiquitin protein ligase activity. The transcript is spliced from 5 exons. Gene Ontology annotation, biological process: protein monoubiquitination; DNA damage tolerance.